Molecule: messenger RNA, 1765 nt
Organism: Oryzias melastigma (Indian medaka)
Lineage: Eukaryota; Metazoa; Chordata; Actinopteri; Beloniformes; Adrianichthyidae
Gene: asb1
Product: ankyrin repeat and SOCS box containing 1
Exons: 5
Coding region: 40-1086 (348 amino acids)
Biological process (GO): protein ubiquitination; intracellular signal transduction
Cellular component (GO): ubiquitin ligase complex
Molecular function (GO): protein binding
Source: RefSeq, a predicted model, not a curated record
UUUUCCCUCCGCAUUCGUGUCUGCGUUCAGCCGUGGAGCAUGGCUGACGGUCCGGACUCGGACGAACCGCCCAGUGUCCGCUUCCCUCCGCUCAUUACCGUGUCCGACCUGCCCGCCUCCACCCCUGCAGGUCGUAACCUGAAGGAAUGGCUUCAGGAGCAGUUCUGCGACAAACCUCUGGAGCAGGAUGACAUGCGGCUCCACAACGCGGCUUAUGUGGGAGACCUGGACACCGUGAGGAACCUGCUGCAGGAGGACGGCUUCAGACUGCGCAUCAAUGAGAAGUCUGUAUGGUGCUGCGGCUGUCUGCCCUGCACCCCCCUGCGGAUCGCGGCGACGGCUGGGCACGCCGCCUGCGUGGCCUACCUGAUCGCCCAGGGAGCCGAGGUGGACCUGGUCGACGUCAAAGGCCAAACGGCUCUCUAUGUGGCGGUAGUCAACGGUCACUUGGACUGCGUCCGAAUCCUCCUGGAAGCCGGAGCCGAUCCCAACGGGAGCCGGCACCACCGCAGCACGCCGCUGUACCACGCCGCGCGGGUGGGGAGGGUGGACAUACUGCAGGAGCUCAUCAGAUUUAACGCUGACGUUGACAUGGACCACCAGCUUGGCCCGCGCCUCAUCCUCAGCGCUCGAACCCUGAACACGCUGGUGGUGUGUCCGCUCUACAUCAGCGCCGCCUACCACCACCUUCCGUGUUUCCGGUUGCUGCUCCAAGCCGGCGCGCAGCCCGACUUUAACUACACGGGACCGGUCUGCCACGAGGCUCUGGCGCGGGGCCUGGCCUCCUGCCUGCUGGACGCGGUGCUGCGACACGGCUGUGAGGUGACUUUCAUCCACCUGCUGCUGGACCACGGGGCCAACCCCGCCUUCGUGUCCUGGGACGAGUCUGAGCUGGAGGCUCCCAACCGGAGGAAGGUGGAUCCAGAGGCGCUCAAGGUUUUCCUGGAGGCUAAGAGAAACCCUCGUAGAUUGGCCCAUCUGUGCCGCAUCAGGAUCCGCAGAACGAUGGGCAAAAAACGUCUCAACUGCAUAUCCUCGCUGCCUCUACCAGAACCUAUCAAGAACUUCUUGCUCCACCAAAACUGACCCGAACUGUGGUUUUCCUCGUCUUGUGAAGCGCUCACCUUCAUCCUCUCAAAGUGCUCCCGAUGUUCAGAUGUUAGCACGCCAUGUUCUCAGGCGGUGAACCUCUGUCUGCGUCCUACAGUGGAUUAUUGCCUUGUGAUCUCUAAAUCCUCAGAUGUCUCUUGGUAUCUUUGAAUCUUAUGAUAGGAAAAAAAAAGCUUUCAAAUGUCUUCAAUAGAGCAGGAAAGGAAUAUUUAGAUGAACCUCCUAGAAUUAUGUGUGUUUUUUAAAUAGAUAUUUGAAUGUUAUUUAUGCACUGAAGCAGUUUUUUUUUGAACGUCUCUUGAGUGUCGGCUACACGUCUUUAAAAUGAGCUUUCCAUGCUGAAAAAACUCUUGUUCUUUUAUAGCCUUCAGAUAUUUCUUAUUUUUGUCUACUUUAAGGAAGAAUUUUCCAUAUUUGGACGGAACAUUGUAGUUGGAAACUGAUGAAAGAAGCCUUUUUUUCUCAAUAGCAGUGACAAUCUCUGUCAAAUUUAACUAAAAUGUGUAUUUUCUUUAUUUUAACCAGAAUGUUGCCUUCUCUGUUGCACCUAAUGUUUAUCGUGUGUGCAUGUUGAUAUAAAAAAACAAAUGUGUUAUUGUGUCUUUGUUUUAUACAUUUCACUAUAAUUUGCUUACAUUAAAUGUGAUCAGGAGAA